AUACAGAUGGAAAGACACCACUUCACAUCGCUUCGCAGGACAAAGCAAUAACAGUGUAUUUGCAAGAAAAAGGAGCUGAAAUUAACAUACACAAUAACAAUGGUAGAAUACCACUUCAUGAAGCAGUAAAAUGUAAUUCAGCUGAUUGUGUAAAAUAUCUAGUAGAAAAAGGAUCCAAGGUGAAUUUGGCAGAUGCUAAUGGAAUAACGCCACUUCUUCUUGCAUCAAGUGGUGGUAUGGCAUCUUAUUUACUUCGUAAUGGAGCAGAUCCUUUUGUGACAGAUGUGGAGGGCAACUCGGCUUUGCACUUGGCUGUCAGUAUGUCUUCUAAUGCAGAUUCAUUAGCUUUAGUUGAACUAUUAAUUGAGAAGGGUGUUAAAGUCAACAGUAUAAACAGACAAGGUGAAAUCCCACUUCACAUUGCUGCUGGAAAGAAUUCAUUGCAGAUUGUAAGAUACCUAGUUGAACAGGGGUCCGAGAUAAACUUGCUCAAUGGGAAAGGCAUGUCACCACUUUAUCGCACAGUAUGGGUGAUUGAAGGACCUUUUCAUGUCAGUUUAUAUUUGUUGCAUAAAGGAGCUGAUCCUAAUUUGAUAGGCCAAGGGAGGGUGCCCCUUUUACACUUGGCACUUUUUAACGCAUCUUUAGAAUUUACAAAGGCAUUAGUUCAGAAGAAGGCUAAUUUGACUAGAGCUGACAUAUAUGGUAUGAUGCCACUUCACGCCACAAUUAAGUAUAAGAAUUCAUUGGAAUUUGUAAAAUGCCUUGUUGAAAAUGGAUCCAAUGUUAAUAUUAAGAACAAGGGAAGCACACCACUUCAUGUGGCGAUAACUGUUAAGAGUUUUGACGUGUGUCUUUAUCUACUUGAUAAAGGAGCAGACCCCAAUGCCACUGAUGCAGAACAGAAUUCUCCACUGCACUUGGCUGUUGAAGUGAAUUCUCUACACUUAGUGGAAGCAUUAAUUGAAAGAGGUGCCAAUUUGAAUGCAGUCAAUGCAGUUGCAAGUUCACCUCUGCACUUGGCAGUUCGAAAGGACAAUUUAGUAUUAGUAAAACAAUUAGUUGAAAAGGGAGCAAAGCUAAAUGUUGUAGAUUCGUCUGGGAACACACCACUUCACUCUGCUGCACAAUACAGUUCAGUGGUGAUGGUCAGGUAUCUAGUAGAGAAGGGUUUACAAAUAGAUCUACCAAAUGGAACUGGAAUGACGCCCAUUCAUCUGGCAGCUCGACACAAUGAAUGUGAAGUGUGUGUGUAUCUACUUGAUAGAGGGGCUGAUCCCAAUGUAACUGAUGCAGAUAGCAAAUCACCUUUGCACUUCGCUGCUUGUAAUACACAUUUAGAUAUAGUAGAAACAUUGGUGCAACAUGGAGCCAAAGUGAAUGAUUUGGAUAAAUUUGAAUACACUCCACUUUACAUUGCUGCUAAGGGAGGCUCCUUGAAAACUGUGAGUUAUCUAAUAGAAAGGGGACACCAGAUAAAGCCAGCAAAUGACUAUAUAAUGAUGCUUUUUAAUUUGGCAGUAGAAUAUAAUACAGAAGAUGUGUGUGUGUAUUUACUUGCUAAAGCAUCAAACCCAACUUUAGUGGGCAAUACAGAGAUGGAUUCACUAAUACACAUUGCAGCACGAAGAUGUUGGUUAAGUUUAAUUAAGGCAUUAAUUGAAAGUGGAGCCAACGUGAACGAAGUGGACAGAUGUGGUAGAACCCCUCUUCUGAGUAUGUUACAGUACUACUCUGAAGACAUCUGGAAAAGGCCAGAUCCUCUGGAAUGUAUGGUUUGCCUCAUAGACCAAGGUGCAGAACUAAACACAAAGGACAAUGAAGGCAGAAUCCCACUUCAUAUAGCAGCAGCUUUUUGUUAUCCGGAAUUUGUCAAAUGUUUAGUACGAAGUGGAUCUGAUAUAAACAUUAAAGAUAAUAAUGGUUCAACACCACUCCACAAAGCACAAACACAGCCUAUACGUGAUCAAAGUCUAUAUUUACUAAAACAUGGAGCUGACCCCAAUGUGAAAGAUACAGAAAACGUGUAUCCUUUGCAUAUAGCAGCAGAGAAUUGUGAACUGUCUUUCCUGAAAGCACUAGUGGAAAAGGGAGCCAAUCUGAAAAUAACAGAUUCAGAUGGUAACACCCCACUCCACUUAACUGUGGAUGGACAUUCAAUAGAGUGUGUGAAGUAUUUGGUAGGAAAAGGAUGCGUAGUAAACGCAGCAAACAAGAAAGGAAAUACACCACUUCAUAAUGCUGCAAAAUUGAGAAAUUCAAAUAUUGGUUUAUAUCUACUAACUAAAGGAGCUGACCCUAAUGUAACAAAUACAGAGAAUAUGUCACCUUUGCAUUCGGCAGCAACAACAGAGCAUUCAGAUUUCGUGUAUGCAUUAGUUAUGAAUGGAGCCAAGCUGAAUGCAGUGGAUAUCACAGGAGAGACCGCACUCCACAAAGCAGUAUGCUGUACUCGGUUUAAAACUGUGCGUUGUCUGGUAGAAAAAGGAUCAGACAUAAACUUAGCAAAUGCCUCUGGUAAAACACCGCUUGAUCUGGCAGAAGGAGCCGACCUUUCAAAUAUUAGAGGAUAUCUCUUGGCUAAAGGACCUAGCCAUGCCAAGGAUAUGUGCACGCCUACCCAGCAAUAGGUGCAGCCAUUCAUUCAUAAUCAUGUCUACUAAUCACACGCCUCGCUAGUCAAGACCUUCUAUCCCAUAGACCUCAUGUUCCAAGUGAUACUAGUAUAACCGGUCUCGGUGGUGUCGUGGUUAAGCCAUCAGACAUAAGGCUAGUAGAUACAGGGUUGGCAGCCUGGUACCGGCUCCCACCCAGAGCGAGUUUUAACGACUCAAUUGGUAGGUGUAAGACC
Messenger RNA from Gigantopelta aegis, 2851 nucleotides. RefSeq names its product serine/threonine-protein phosphatase 6 regulatory ankyrin repeat subunit A-like. The transcript has a single exon. NCBI's taxonomy places the organism in Eukaryota, Metazoa, Mollusca, Gastropoda, Neomphalida, Peltospiridae. The record is from RefSeq and is a predicted model, not a curated record. Gene Ontology annotation, molecular function: protein binding. The coding region runs from base 237 to 2630 and encodes 797 amino acids.